CGACGCGCCGUAUUUAUUACCACCAUAUCGUACACCAAUAUCCUCUCCAACGGCGCCAUCAUCACUGCCACUCCGUCACCAGUGAGUGCGAGCCACUAGCUCCGUCUCCGUGAGAUGCAACCAGCUGCGGCGCCGGCAAUGCCGUCCAUCCUGCUGCUGCUCGCCCUGCUCGCGGCCACGGCCGUGGGCGCCGGAGCUGGGAGGACGCCGACGCUGGUGUUCAUCCUGGCGGGCCAGUCCAACAUGGGCGGCCGGGGCGGUGCCACCCUCAACAACCGCUGGGACGGCGUGGUGCCGCGGGAGUGCGCCCCCUCGCCGCGCACGCUCCGCCUCUCCCCCGCCCUGCGCUGGGAGGAGGCCCGGGAGCCGCUGCACUCCGGCAUCGACGUGGGCAACGUGCUGGGGGUCGGCCCGGGCAUGCCGUUCGCGCACGCGCUGCUCCGCGCCCCGGCGUGCCCCAAGGGCGCCGUCGUGGGCCUCGUCCCCUGCGCGCAGGGCGGCACCCCCAUCGCCAACUGGUCCCGCGGCUCCCACCUCUACGACCGCAUGCUCACCCGCGCCCGCGCCGCCGUCGCCGGGGCCAAUGGCAAGGGGAGGAUCGCGGCCAUGCUCUGGUUCCAGGGCGAGACCGACACCAUCCGGCGCGAGGACGCGCUGGCCUACACGGGGCGGAUGGAGGCUCUGAUCCGGGAUGUCCGGCGGGACCUCGGCAUUCCAAACCUCCUCGUCAUCCAGGUCGGGAUCGCGACGGGGCAGGGCAAGUUCGUGGAUCUGGUGCGGAAGGCGCAGCGGGCGGUGCGGGCGCCCAACCUCAGGUACGUGGACGCCAUGGGCCUCCCCGUCGCCAACGACUUCACGCACCUCACCACCGCGGCGCAGGUCCGGCUCGGCAAGAUGCUCGCCGACGCCUACGUCGCCACGCUCCACUGAUCGAUAAUCCAGUGACCAUGAUUGCUUACUAGUGCGUGUGCCUGCCUGAUUACUACUAAUAAGCACCUGGAUUAUUGUUUAGUUUGAUUGAUACUAGGCCAUACCAUCAUUGGAGAGUUUGCUGAUGAUUAGUGUGAUGGAUGACAGAUUAAGUGGCUAAUGAAUGAUUCUGCUUAAUUUAUACUAGUCUGUAGCAGCAGCAGUAUACCAUGUACUCCGUAUGUCAGGCUCCCAAAGGUUGCCACUGAGUACUAGAUUAUUGCUGCCAUUAGUAGGUACUCUCUUCGUUUCAAAAUAUAGUGCGACCGCGCUCCCUGAGGUCCAACUUUGAUCAUAAAUUUAAUCAACGAGACCAACUGCGGCGGGAGAAAAAAUUAUAUAAUUGGAAACUUCUUUCGAAUACGAAUUCACUGAUAUAAUUUUUGCUCCCGCCGCAAUCGGUCUUGGUAGUUAAAUUUAUGGUCAAAGUUGAAGCACGAGGAUAGAGGAAGCACUACAUUGUGGAAUGGAGGGAGUAUGAUUUAUGCAUUGUAUUCUUCCCUCUUUUGCCUGUAAAUGUGAAGGCAGCUGAGCUACAUUAAUCGACUCCAACAUUCUCAAA
Triticum urartu is the source of this 1531-nucleotide messenger RNA. Its product is annotated as putative carbohydrate esterase At4g34215. Lineage: Eukaryota; Viridiplantae; Streptophyta; Magnoliopsida; Poales; Poaceae. The record is from RefSeq and is a predicted model, not a curated record.